Molecule: messenger RNA, 8807 nt
Organism: Pyrgilauda ruficollis (rufous-necked snowfinch)
Lineage: Eukaryota; Metazoa; Chordata; Aves; Passeriformes; Passeridae
Gene: KLHL13
Product: kelch like family member 13
Exons: 12
Coding region: 965-2854 (629 amino acids)
Biological process (GO): regulation of cytokinesis; protein ubiquitination
Cellular component (GO): Cul3-RING ubiquitin ligase complex
Molecular function (GO): ubiquitin-protein transferase activity; cullin family protein binding
Source: RefSeq, a predicted model, not a curated record
CGGGGCCGCGCUCGGCACUUCGGGGACGCUCCGGAGCGGGACCGCGGCCGGGGCCGGACGGCCGCAGCCGCAGAUGUCAAAAUUAACCUGGACUGCUUGGGAAUGGCAAAACAUAGCCCUGGGAUCCUGCCAUGAACAAAUGCAGCUAAAGCUUCAAUUUACUUUUUCUGAUCGUGGAUUGACUGAGCUCACAAUUUAAGCUGCACUGCUCAGAGGUAAUGUACACUGGCUAUCCGGGAGUCGCUUGUGAAGGCUGGAAGAUUUCUGAAUCUUGUGAAGUCUGCUGAAGUGUGUGUGCAUUGUUUUACUAGGAGGCUUUUCAGACUUUUACUUCCUGUUUUUAUCACUUGUUUCCCAUUUGAUGUGAACUGGCCUUUUCAUUAACGCUUCCAGAGCAGCAGUUGGUGCCUCUGAGUCUGUGACACAGACUGUCCAGAACGGAGUUCCUGGAGAAUGGAACUCCUAACUUUGUACUGUUAGCCCUCUUGGGAGGUAAUGAUUAAAAACCUUCCUCCAGUCAUAAGCAUAGAGGCAGAAGCUCACAUUACCUUUGGGAGAGGGGUGGCAUGGAAGCUGCUUUGUGGUCUGCACACAGCAAACAACAGGAGUUGUGGGCAUUGUCACUGGUAGGGGCCUGCUCUGCAUUGUGGCUGUAGGAGCAACCGUAGGAGGACAACAGCAUUUUGGGCAGCUGCCACUGACAGACAAUCUGGGUGCUGUGCACAGCUCUGAACAAUGCUUGGGUCUGCAGCUGGGGAUGACAAGAGGAUGCAGAUGUUUGAGCCAAGGGCAGAAGAGACAGAGCAGUGCAGCUGUCCAGGACCAGAGCUGAUGUGAACCCGGCAAAGAGCAGCCUAAUGCGUGCAAACAGGAAGCACUUUUCUUGCUUUUGUGCUCCUUCAUCUCUGUAAUUUUACCAGAGAAAGUGCAUGAAGAACAGAGGAGAUAUUUCCGCUUAUCAGAGAUGAUGUGGAGAGACUCUUUAUCCCUGGUGGAAGAGGAGGAUCCUCAUAUGAAAGUGUCUCUUGGGAGCAGCGAUAUGGGCGUCUCUGCCCAUCUGCAGUCUUCGAAGACAGGAACCACCAGAUUUUUCACCAGCAAUACUCACAGUUCUGUGGUAUUACAGGGCUUUGACCAGCUGCGAGUGGAAGGUUUGCUCUGUGAUGUGACGCUCGUUCCUGGAGAUGGUGAUGAGGUGUUCCCUGUCCACAGAGCAAUGAUGGCUUCUGCAAGUGAUUACUUCAAGGCCAUGUUCACAGGAGGAAUGAAGGAACAAGAUUUAAUGUGCAUUAAGCUUCAUGGUGUGAACAAAAUAGGCCUAAAGAAGAUCAUUGAUUUCAUCUAUACUGCAAAACUUUCCCUUAACAUGGACAACCUUCAGGACACUCUGGAAGCUGCCAGUUUUUUGCAGAUUUUACCUGUUUUGGACUUCUGUAAAGUAUUUCUUAUCUCUGGGGUUUCGUUGGAAAACUGCGUUGAGGUUGGGCGAAUUGCCAACACAUACAAUCUCACAGAAGUGGAUAAAUAUGUUAAUAAUUUCAUCCUGAAGAACUUCCCUGCAUUAUUAAGUACUGGUGAAUUUGUGAAACUCCCCUUUGAACGUCUUGCCUUUGUGCUUUCAAGUAAUAGCCUUAAGCACUGCACUGAACUGGAGCUCUUCAAGGCGGCCUGUCGCUGGCUGCGCUACGAGGAGCCUCGCAUGGAGUACGCUGCAAAGCUCAUGAAGAACAUCAGGUUUCCCCUGAUGACCCCCCAGGAUCUUAUCAACUACGUCCAGACAGUGGACUUCAUGAGAACUGACAACACCUGUGUCAACUUGCUUCUGGAGGCCAGCAAUUACCAGAUGAUGCCGUACAUGCAGCCCGUGAUGCAGUCGGAGCGGACGGCGAUCCGCUCGGACAGCACGCACCUGGUGACGCUGGGAGGGGUGCUCAGGCAGCAGCUGGUGGUCAGCAAGGAGCUGCGGAUGUACGACGAGAAGGCCCACGAGUGGAAAUCCCUGGCGCCCAUGGACGCGCCGCGGUACCAGCACGGCAUCGCCGUCAUCGGCAACUUCCUCUACGUGGUGGGAGGCCAGAGCAAUUACGACACCAAGGGAAAGACGGCGGUCGACACGGUCUUCAGGUUCGAUCCUCGCUACAACAAGUGGAUGCAAGUGGCAUCUUUAAACGAGAAACGGACCUUCUUCCACCUAAGUGCCCUCAAAGGACAUUUGUAUGCAGUCGGAGGUCGGAAUGCAGCGGGUGAGCUAGCCACUGUGGAAUGUUACAAUCCCAGAAUGAACGAGUGGAGCUACGUGGCAAAAAUGAACGAGCCCCACUAUGGUCACGCUGGAACCGUGUAUGGGGGGCUAAUGUAUAUUUCAGGGGGAAUUACCCACGAUACUUUCCAAAAGGAACUCAUGUGCUUUGACCCUGACACAGACAAAUGGACUCAGAAAGCUCCGAUGACGACAGUCAGAGGUCUGCAUUGCAUGUGUACUGUAGGAGACAAGCUGUAUGUUAUUGGUGGAAACCACUUUAGAGGAACAAGUGAUUAUGAUGAUGUUCUAAGCUGUGAAUAUUACUCACCAACUCUAGACCAGUGGACUCCAAUUGCCGCCAUGUUACGUGGGCAAAGCGAUGUUGGGGUUGCUGUCUUUGAAAAUAAAAUCUAUGUUGUCGGAGGAUAUUCUUGGAAUAACCGGUGUAUGGUGGAAAUAGUUCAGAAGUAUGAUCCAGAAAAAGAUGAGUGGCAUAAAGUAUUUGACCUUCCAGAAUCCCUUGGUGGCAUUCGAGCCUGCACUCUCACUGUUUUCCCUCCGGAGGACAAUACAGGGUCACCGUCCAGAGAGUCUCCUCUUUCAGCACCUUAGAACCAUCCCUUGGCUCACGAUGUUGUAGUAACACCUCUGCACUGCAUCAUGGGGUCUCUUAUUUUUCUUCAGUAGUUUCUGUUAGGCUUAGCCUACAGCAUUUCAUACAAUUACUGAAAAAAAAAAAAAAAAGACUUUGACAUUAUUUGUGCUGUUUGUUUGGCCUAGAAUGUCUCUCAAGUGGUUAACAAAAGAAAUGUACUCGCCCGAGCCAAAUGUUUAACAAAUGAGAAGGUAUUGUCUGUAAAAUGUAUGAACUAGGUACGUUAUUAAUGUUGUAUGUUGGGUGUGAGGUACCUUGUAGCUUACAUUUGGGAGCCCAGUGAGUCAAAUUUGUAUUGAACAUGUCACUGAAUUUCAUGUUGAAAUCGGUUUUCCUUUCAUUUUUGACUGCAGAUCACAAGGGUAGGUAGACCACAUCAAUGUGAACUCUCCGAAGGUUGCCAAGGGGCCUGAGCUACCUCCCUCUUUACACAGAGUAUUUUUGACAUAUCUGUUUACCCACCUGACUUUGUGGGUGCUUUCAGAGCAUAUGAAGUUUCUUAGGCAGAGGGAAGAAAUAAAAUAAUUUUAAAAUAUUAGCACUGUACAGGAGCGGACCUUGUAGAGGCCAGGAGUUUUUUAUAACAUAUAUCGAGUGUUUUUCCUGAGUCAGUUGAACGAUGCUUCAAACAAAACAUUCUAAACAUAUUUGUGUUUUUUAAUUUGGUUUUCUUUUCAGGAAUUGGCUUCCACUUGCAUGGGAGCACACACUAUUAACAAAUGGGAAUUCAGUGCAGCAGAGUAUUCUGUGCUAUGGCUGUACUGAAUAUGGGUAGUUAAGGGCUAGAAUCAGUAACUUAAGCCACUGAAUUUGACCAAAUGGUUCCAUCCGAUCAAAUUUAAUCUACCUUUUCUCCUUUACUGUUGAGAUAACUUGCAUAAUGUUUCCUCUGUAUAGUCUCAGUUAAUAAGGUUAUUUAGCACAAAGUGCAGCUUCAGUGAGAGAGCUGCUUUUGCUCAGUGAACCUGGACUACCACAUUUUACCUUUUUUUGUUCAAUAAAACUUUUAACUGCAGUUACCCAGUCUAAGCUACCUCAUUAAUGUAUUUGGUUUUCUUCCUCUGCCUCAGUGUCUCCAGGAUACACAUGAUGUAUAUCCACGCGGGUAGGUGAAUCUGCUAGGAAACCAAUGCAGAAGUGAUCAUGAAUGGGUAUUUUUGACCUACUUUUAAGAAACUAUUUUGGUCUGAUGUGUUCAUUUUAUUGUUAGGGACUGAUGAAAAACCAGUCUUAAUGUUUUUUCCUUGGAGAACUGCUUAUGUGUGCAGCCCUGCAAAUUCACAGGAAUCUUUACCUGCUCCAAAAUAUGGUGCCCUGCUGACAAACUGCAGCUCUGAUUAUGCCAUUGUGAUUGUUCUGGACUUCCCAUCAUGUUACGAGUCAUUUUGCUAAUGAACACAGUCACAGGGGCAUCCUCUGGGGAAAACUGUUUAAAACAGCUUAUUGUGUUACCUAUUAAUAAUAACCAAGUAAAGCUUAAUAGACUUUUGUUGGGAUUUUGCUAUUUGUGUUUUGUCCCUGCUUGAUGCAAUCAAGCAGCAGGAUUACUGUGGUGUCAGUUUUGGAAGUACUGAUAUUUAUUCUUUGUGCAGUUUACUAGUAAUGGUCACUACCAAAAUCUACAUGUAAGCUUUAGGUUUCAUAAUUGUUUUGGUUAAAAUCAAAAUCAAUUCUUCCUCUUUAAAAAAUUGAAGUCUCAAUUCCAUGUGGCUGUGCAAGGUUGUUGCAGGCAGAAUAGUGGCACCAGUGGAUACUCCUGGAAACUGGCCAGUGAAGAUAAAUUGAUUCAUCACCCUAAGAAUAUUCUUCUUAUGCUGUGCAAAGCACUGGAUAGAAAAAUUUUGCUCUGUUGCUUAAGGAUUUUUCAAUCAUUUAAGUGUCACAUGCUACUAAUUUUUUUUUCCAGCUCAAAGACCAGAUUUUAGACCCUACUUGAGUUUAAAUCCUCUGAAAUCCAUAUUCAGUGUCUCUUUUGUUAAUUAAACUGAAAAGUACUUGAAGGAGUUGCAAUUCCUUUAGGAUAAUGUAAAUAUAUCCUGCUCUUUGUAUGCUGGGGAUGAGGGACACAGUGUUUAAAAGUGGGAAUCUUCACUGGUGUUCUCUGUUUGGAAGAAGCUUCACAUGGGUUCUGAUCAUUCUGAGGUGAUUUAAAGCCAGCCAGAAUAUCAGUUUUGUGUCUGAGCCUUGUAUAGCCAGGAGCUGGUAUAUGGCCACAAUGAUGAGGUUUUUUGUUUGUGUUUUGUUUUGGGUUUUUUUUGUUUUUGUUUUGGUUUUUUUGACUCAUUAUUUGUUAUACAUAAAAUGGAAGACUUAUUUUUGAACGUUUUGUCAUCAGUGGAUUAAAUGUAGUGCUUCAAUCAAAUUAAUCUUUGGGGUUUUUUGUUGUGAUUUUUUUUUUAAAUCUCCCUCUGGAUUAAAGUGUUUAUAAUUAAAUUAGUUAACAUUUACUCACUAGGAUUGAAAAGUAAACAUCAAAGACUUGCCCAAAACUGCAAACUGGUUUCUUCUGUAGUGUAGUAUAAAAUGCCAUGAUGCUCAUUGAGUGUUUCUUAACCAUAGCAUAAGAUCCCCUUUCCAUCUCUGAACCCACAGCUGUAGGUAUACACACGGAUACAGCAAAUACCCAUCUCCAUUUCCAGUCAGGCUGCCUCUUCAUAAAUCUUGGACUCUCUCAUGUUGCAGUUGUAGUACCUGAAUCAGAAAAGCAUCUGGGUAAAAAGCAAUUAUAGCUAUUUGACUUGAAUGAAAUUAGGGUUGCAUGGUGUGCCAGCUGGGAGAGCCACGGGAGCUGUCUGCCCUCUCCCAGUGAUGCAGGCACACACUGCAAAAUUCAUUCAGGCUUUGCUUUUUUGGUGCCCAAUUAGCAGCAAAUGCCAACAGGGCUCACUUCCAUGUACAGUGUGCCCAAAGGCUCAUCUGAUAUCCCUGCAAAACUCACCACUCUGACUCCAGACAUCCAAGGUGACAUUUCCCUUGUUCUUUGUUUUGAGAUAGGACAAGAACAGUGGGGAAGACGACCUGGGAAAAUCCAGGUUAUGUAAAGUUCCUUUGCCUUGUUAACAUCAGAGGGUUCAUCAUCUGCAGAUAUCCAUUUUUCUGUGAUACCCCUCCCCUUAGAAAGUUGCAAAGUCCAAGAACCUGGUCCAGGGAAAGCAAUUCCUGCAAGGAUCCAGCCAGUCUUGUGGCUUCUUGGGAUAAAGGAGCUGUGCUGAAGGGAUGAGCACUGGUGCAGCAGAACGUGCUGAAGCCUGGCUGUGGCUCUACAGGCCCUUUGGGUGGAAUAUUCAGUGUUUUCUUAUAAACAGUGCUAUUUUUAAAUUGCCUAUUCUGUUUCUGAGGGAUCUCUAAGGAGUAGCAUUUUAGUGACAGUCAGAAGCUCAAACCAGUAGUCUGGUCCUUUAGUGGAAUAAUGGCAAUCACGGAUUAGAGCAGUUUGCAUGCAGAUAAAUAAAGUUCUAACUAAAGGCUUACAGUCUUAAUCUGAUGGGCUGGUUGGACAUCAAAAAAUAAUUUGAUACCACAGCAACAAGUGCAGUACAAAUAUCUGGAGAAGUUUCUAACCAAAGAGUUGAGGAUGAACUGAUCCGAAAAGAUCAUAGCACUUUUCUUUGCAAAGUUCAUUCUGCCCACCAGAAUUGUUGUUCCUUCUUAAUUUGCCCUCCAGCUGGUGAUUACCUCACCUUUACACUGAUGUGUGACUCUACUGGUCACUGAUUCUUUAAUCCUUGGUUUGACUUGAUGCCCUUGGUAGCUGACAUCUCUGUUACUUUCUCUGCUCCUGAUCAGAACAGAUAAAGCAGAGGCUUUUUAGUGGCACUUACAUCAAGAGAGAAUUGCCCAUUGUUGAUAAAUGUAUUUGUAAUUCAGCUUGUGCAUUCUUGGAAACAUAUAAGCUAUUUUAAGCUAGUGAAAGGUAUGUGCAUGUUGCAGGAGUAAUGUGUGUCCCCUUUCCUCCUGGCUUGCACCUUAUGUGAUGUGGUGACCCAGAGAUCUGGAGGGAGAGUCAGGCUCUCACGUGGCACUUUAUGCUUUCCAUGCUCUGUGAAAGUGUUCUUUACUUGCACACCAUAUGUAGCUUAUGGGAUAUUUUUUCUUCUAUAUUUUAAAUGUGAAUUAUGAUUCUUUGUGUGCAAAUGUGGUCAGAAAAAAAAAAAAGUCUUAAAGGGCAGAGUUAUACUUUGCUUAGUUGAUAAAGUUUUUAGUCCCCUGAGUAUUGCAGGACCCGUUCAGCUGUGAAAAGGUGAUUGCAGCUUGAGAGCCAGCUAGGAAAUCCGGAUGGCUUUCCUGCCUGUCCCCAGGUCACACGUUCUUGUUGCCAGUCUUUCACAGGUCAUUAAGUGAAGUUCUUUUCUCCAUCAGUAGGCUCCAAAUUUGGUGUCCAGCUCUGUUGAACCUGCUGAUUUCCCACUCUGGGAAAGACAUGGUGGGAUGUGUUUUCACAACCUGGCUUGUUUUCUUCAGGAAUUCCACCAUCAGUGACACACUGGAGUCCUCCAGAGCUCUUUGAUGACUUGGUGAUUUGUAUAGAGAUGCAGCCCAGGAAACCUGGGAGUGGUGCUACAGCAGGAGCCGCAAGUGGCUGACAUUCCUGAGGGGAUGGUCUCCUACUAUAGUAUUACUUUGGCUCGAGUGCUGUUUUUUCCCCCAUCUUUGGGGGUAUUUAUUGCUGCUGUUUGAGUUUUUAAUUUUUUUUAUUCAUUAAAUGAGUAAUGCCUCUGUGAGUCUGCAGUGGGAGCAAAAAGUUCAGGUGGCUCUUUCAGAGCUGCAUGCUGUCAGGCUGUCCACAUAGUUAUUAAACCCUUUCUAUUUGGAGUUCUGUUUCCUAAGUGUUUAGGAGAAAUCAUUUUGCAAUGUGAAAAGAUCUCACAGGAAAAUGUGUUUGGGACUGGAAAAAAAAUGCAUAUUGUUUUAGAUUUUUUGUCAUGGUUUAGAGGUUAGUUUGGACUUUCAGCUCUCACAGACUGAAUAGGGAGUGAUGUAUAUAUGUGUAUUUUUUUUUGAUAACUUAUAGUCUAAGUGAGUCAAAGCUCAGUUAUUUGUACCUGCUUGCACUCUUGGCUGGCCUGUUGCUGUAUUCUCCCUCAGACCACAGCAUUCUGUGCUGUCUGGCAUCUGUUUCCUUCUGUAAGAGCACCUCUUGUCUUCCCUGCUGCCUGAUGACUGAGUUCCAAAACCAAUCUUGGGUUCUUACAUCCAAAGUACCUGUGGAGCUAAAGACCAUGUGGAGCUGAGGAUUGAGGGCCAUGGCUUUGACAUUUAAUUCCCCACCAGCCUCUCACUGCUUUGCAAGAUGUUCUCAAACCCAUCUGAAAUCUGAGUGCACGAGGCAAAUUCAGGCUGCAAAUUUUAGUAACCUGGGCAUCUAAAGACCACCAGAGUGUCCUCGUCCCCUCUGAGGGGAGUUGUGCACAUGAGCUGCUGAGGGCUCUGGGAGGGGGCAGGCACAGGAGCUCCUUGGGUAACCACACUUCUUGUUGGCCUUUGAUUCUGCUCUUUCUUCUGUGCCCAGAUGGAGAUGGUGGGAGGGAAGGUCAGGGCUGGGUCACACUUUCCAGCUCUCAGUAGAGAGCAAGUUUGUUUAUUCUCCUCUGUCUGUACAACACUGCAGGAAAAAUAACUGUAGGAACAUUUCAGAUUUUAAACGUUGUUUCACCGCACAGUAUUCAUUAAUAAAGGAAAAAUUAGUCUGUUUUAACCUGUGGUCCUCAUAACCGGGAUUGUUCCCAAAUACUUGGCUUCUGUUGAAUUAACAACUUUGCCUUUACCACCCUUGUUCAACGUUACUGUAAAAAAAUUGCUUGGUUUCUUUUCCAUUUGUUUUUCAUUGCUUGUAACCUUUCCUUAGAAAUGUGGAAAUAAUUUUCCUUACAUGUUUUAUGCACCAAAAUAAACACACCACUGAUCACCUGA